Molecule: messenger RNA, 504 nt
Organism: Diaporthe amygdali
Lineage: Eukaryota; Fungi; Ascomycota; Sordariomycetes; Diaporthales; Diaporthaceae
Product: monothiol glutaredoxin-5
Exons: 3
Coding region: 1-504 (167 amino acids)
Source: RefSeq, a predicted model, not a curated record
AUGUUCAUGCGGCCAGUACUAACACCAUUGCUCCGGCAAGCUGCCCGACCCGCGGCCUCGUCCCUCGCGGCGCAAAGCUCAAGACGGGCGCCCGCCUUCCUGCGAUCGCCCAUGCUGUCACUCGCACAACAACGCCUCCUCUCCGAUGCCACAAGACAAGCGAUCGACAAGGCUGUCGCCUCCGCACCGGUCGUGCUCUUCAUGAAGGGCACGCCAGAGACCCCACAAUGCGGAUUCUCGAGGGCAAGCAUCCAGAUCCUGGGGCUGCAGGGCGUCGACCCCAACAAGUUCGCCGCCUUCAACGUCCUGGAGGAUUCUGAGCUGCGCGCAGGCAUCAAGGAGUACUCGGACUGGCCGACCAUCCCCCAGCUAUACGUCGACAAGGAGUUCGUCGGCGGCUGCGACAUUCUAAUCUCGAUGCACCAGAACGGCGAGCUUGCGAAGCUGCUCGAGGACAAGACGGUCUUGGCAGCACCCGAAGCCACCGAGGGCGAGGAGAAGUAG